AUGUCCGACCCAUCAUCUAAGCCACCUUCCAUUCCAUCCUGGCAACGCUCAGGGUCUGCGCCUGACCAGGCACCCUUGUCCUCGUCGCCGAGUUCCGAUGCGCCCGCAUCCACUUCUCGUCAAGACCUGGUCGACUCAGCGUCCAGAUUCCUCGAUGACGAAUCAAUCCGUGACGCUCCCACUGAUCGCAAGGUCUCAUUCCUUGAGUCUAAAGGUCUGAACUCAGGCGAGAUUCAACAGCUUCUCGGCGUCUCUCGAAACCCAGAGGCGACCAGCUGCACCGUGACUGCAGCCGAGGAUCAGGAUUCAGAAGCACCGCCAGAUUCAUCCUCCUCCAAACCGUCUGAAGUCAUACCUUCCACUCUUUCUUCUCCUGCCACUUCAUCAUCGUCCUCCAACACCAUGUCUCAGCCGCGCUCGACGGCUACCGCCACCGUCCCCUCCUCCGCACCACGCGAUCAGCCUCCGAUCAUCACCUACCCUGAAUUCCUCUUCGAGCCCGCUAAGCAGCCCCCAUUGGUUACCAUGAGCAACAUUCUUUACACAAUUUACGGCGCCGCGGGUCUCGGCGCUUCCAUAUACGGCGCGAGCGAGUACUUGGUCAAACCGAUGAUUGCAACCCUCACCAGCGCACGACACGAUCUCGCCGUCACAGCGCAAGAGAACUUGACAAAGUUGAACGAGAAGCUCGAAGCAAGUGUUUCUGUGAUUCCCGCCCAGUUGACUGCGCGCAAGUCCGCAUCCAAUGAAGAAGAUGAGUCCAACGAAGACGGGGACUCGGUCACCUCCGAUCCUACGGAACUUUUCCAUCGCGACAUGGGAACUCAAACAACACCAGAUAUUACUCCCUCACCCGUUCUAGGCGCAAAAGAUGAGAAAGGUUCCCUUGAUGCUCCAGUUGAAGCCGUGAAUAAUCACAUAAGUCGCUUGGCCUCGAUUCAAUCCCAGCUCAAAGAGAUCACCGAGUUUGAGAAAGAUGCGAGUAACGUUGACGAUAUGGCACGUUCCACUUUGUCUGAUCUUCACCACUAUCUUGACGGGCUGAUCUAUGCUGCGCCCACAUAUACUUCCUCCACAUCUAAUUAUGGUCUGUACACGGGUAAUGUGAGUUCGGACAGCAGCUCGACUGGUUUCCGUAAGUCAGAGGAUGACGCCAUCGCCAGCUUCAAGGCGGAUAUUCGUGGUGUCAAGGGUGCCCUGCUGAGUGCCAGGAACUUCCCUGCGAGUCGAGGUGGCAGACUUGGUGGCGUCCGGUGA
This is a messenger RNA of Penicillium maclennaniae, 1257 nucleotides long. Its product is annotated as peroxisomal membrane protein PEX14. The transcript has a single exon. Bases 1 to 1257 code for a protein of 418 amino acids. NCBI's taxonomy places the organism in Eukaryota, Fungi, Ascomycota, Eurotiomycetes, Eurotiales, Aspergillaceae. Gene Ontology annotation, molecular function: signaling receptor binding. Gene Ontology annotation, cellular component: peroxisomal membrane; peroxisomal importomer complex. The record is from RefSeq and is a predicted model, not a curated record. Gene Ontology annotation, biological process: protein import into peroxisome matrix, docking.